Molecule: messenger RNA, 1137 nt
Organism: Aspergillus melleus
Lineage: Eukaryota; Fungi; Ascomycota; Eurotiomycetes; Eurotiales; Aspergillaceae
Gene: LAP1
Product: M28 family metallopeptidase
Exons: 4
Coding region: 1-1137 (378 amino acids)
Biological process (GO): proteolysis
Molecular function (GO): metalloexopeptidase activity
Source: RefSeq, a predicted model, not a curated record
AUGCGGUUCCCAAUCUAUGCCACAGCGCUGGCAGCAACUGCGUCGGCCCUUGUCAUCGGCGAGCGAGCCUCGUCCGAGGAUCGGUACAUCCUCGAGUUGGCCCCCGGCGUCACCAAGGUGGUCACGGAGGCCGAAAAAUGGUCCCUCAAGGCUGAAGGCAAGCGGUUCUUUGACAUUACCGACGAAGUGAGCACCAUCAAGACCGCCAAUGUCGAAGACUCGCAGCAGCAGCUGGCCGUCACCUAUCCUAGCAAGGUGCAGUAUAAGGAUACGGUGGAGAAGCUGAUCCCCCAGUUGAGCAAGGCCAACUUCCAGACGGUGCUCAAGCCUUUCUCCGGGUUCCACAACCGCUACUACAAGAGUAACUACGGCAAACAGUCCUCGGAAUGGCUGCAGGCCCAGAUCCAGUCGGUUGUGGAUGCUAGCGGAGCUAAGGGUAUCACCGUCAAGCCCUUCAGCCACUCUUGGACACAGUCAAGCAUUAUUGCCACGAUUCCCGGCAAAAGUAACAAGAUCGUUGUCCUCGGCGCCCAUCAGGACUCGAUCAACCAGGCGUCGCCUUCCACCGGUCGGGCUCCCGGUGCGGACGACGAUGGCUCCGGAGUGGUGACAAUCCUCGAGACGCUUCGGGUCCUUCUGAAGGAUCCGAAGGUGGCGGCGGGCGAAGCGACUAACACCAUCGAAUUCCACUUCUACUCGGCCGAGGAGGGGGGACUGCUGGGCAGCCAGGCCAUCUUCCGACAGUAUUCGUCGCAGAGCAAGCAGGUGGUGGCGAUGCUGCAGCAGGACAUGACGGGCUACACGGAGGGCACCAAGAAGGCCGGCAAGCCCGAAGCCAUCGGCGUUCUCACCGACUACGUCGACGCCGGACUGACCAAGUUCCUGAAGACUAUUAUUGACACGUACACAACCAUCUCCUGGGUGGAGUCUCAGUGCGGAUACGCCUGCUCCGACCACGCAUCAGCCAACCGAUAUGGAUACCCCAGCUCCUUUGCCUUUGAGUCGGAGUUUGGAGACGACAGUCCCUACAUCCACACUGCGCAGGAUACAAUCAGCACGGUCGACUUCGAUCACGUGUUGCAGCAUGCGCGCCUGUCUCUGGGCUUUGCCUACGAACUUGGCUUUGCCUCGCUGUGA